AUGAGGAAAAAGUCGUAUCUUUCUUUCUCUGAAGGAAGGUAGAAAGAAUGGAGCAAUAAUAAUAAAAACAGAACCUUUUUUGUUUGCGUUUGAAGAAGAAGAAGAAGAAGAUGGAUGCGAUAGCAGGCAAAGUUGGAUCCUAUUGGUUCAAUCAAAAGGCCAAGGGGGAACUUAGUUCCGUUGGUAAUGACAUCAACUCAUUGCAAAGCAGUAUUGAAGGAGGAGCAAAAUGGUUGGUUAACAAAGUAAAAGGAUCGGUUCAAAAGCCAUUGCCGGAAUUGCUAAAGGAGUAUGAUCUACCAAGUGGACUCUUCCCUAAAGAUGCAACAAACUAUGAGUUCAAUCCAGAGACAGGAAAACUAGUUGUUAACAUUCCUCAAGUAUGUGAGGUCGGUUACAGGGAUCAAACAGUCGUGCGAUUCUCCACCACGGUGACUGGUCAACUUGGAAAAGGAAAACUAGCCGAGAUAGAGGGAAUGAAGACAAAAGUAAUUAUCUGGGUUAAGCUUACCAUGGUUUGGACCGACGAAUCGAAACUCUACGUGAGUGCUGGCAUAAAGAGAACAAGGAGUAGAGAGGCAUAUGAGGUUAUAAGAAAUGGUAUUUGUGUAGAUAGGUUCUGAGAUAGUGAGACACUAGUUUACUAAAAGGGUUGAGAUUAUGUAAAAGAAAAAAAAAACAUGGUAUGUUUGUUCUUGAGGAUCAUCUUGAUUUUCUUUUACAUAGAUUUUUAUUGGAA
Messenger RNA from Arachis duranensis, 739 nucleotides. RefSeq lists its product as uncharacterized. Bases 111 to 623 code for a protein of 170 amino acids. The record is from RefSeq and is a predicted model, not a curated record. The transcript has 3 exons. NCBI's taxonomy places the organism in Eukaryota, Viridiplantae, Streptophyta, Magnoliopsida, Fabales, Fabaceae.